Molecule: messenger RNA, 3326 nt
Organism: Hippocampus comes (tiger tail seahorse)
Lineage: Eukaryota; Metazoa; Chordata; Actinopteri; Syngnathiformes; Syngnathidae
Gene: islr2
Product: immunoglobulin superfamily containing leucine-rich repeat 2
Exons: 2
Coding region: 236-2350 (704 amino acids)
Molecular function (GO): protein binding
Source: RefSeq, a predicted model, not a curated record
GGAUCCGACACUCGCAGCAGAAAGAGAGGGAGAGUGGGGGGGGAUUCACCCACGGACCGCAAACUGCUCACUGGGACGAAAAACAUGUUGCCUCCAUCGCUCCCAUCGCUGCAAAAGUCGUAUGAAAUGUGCUACUCGUGAGAUUUUUCUUGCACUUCUGAAUUUUUUUUGACUCAAAAGUAGACUGUGAUUAAUUGGAAGCGGAGUUGAAGUUACCACUGGACAGGUGCAGAAAAUGGUGCCAAAGCUCGUGGCGCUCGCGGCUUUGUGGCUGACGCUGCUGGCCAAGGUGCGCUGCUGCCCGGAGCAGUGCACCUGCCAGGACAAAUUCGCCCACCAGUUCGCAGACUGCGCUUACAAAGACCUGCUGGCCGUGCCCGUGGGUCUGCCCUCUAACGUCACCACCGUGGGCCUCUCGGCCAACAAGAUCAAAUCUCUGAAAAGCAAAAGCUUCGUAAAUAUCACCCAGGUCACAUCUCUCUGGCUGGCCCACAACGAAAUUGUCUCCAUUGAGACGGACACGCUGGCCCCCUUGAUUCAACUGCGCAACCUGGACAUCAGCUACAACAAAAUCGUCAACUUUCCAUGGGAGGACUUGCUGAAUCUAACCGCCUUGCAACUUCUCAAAAUGAACAACAACGAGAUGGUGAACCUCCCCAAGGACGCCUUCUCCACGCUCAAAGAUCUGCGCUCGCUGCGUAUCAACAACAACAAGUUCACCACCAUCGUUCAGGGUACCUUUGCCGCUCUGUCCUCCAUGUCCCACCUGCAGAUCUACAACAACCCCUUCUCAUGCUCCUGCAGCCUGGAGUGGUUGAGGGACUGGAUCUCCACGACCAAGAUCUCCGUCCCCGAGCCAAAUUCGAUUCUGUGCGAGGCUCCCGAGGACCUGAAGGGUGUCAUGGUGACAAAAAUCCCCAAGCUGGACUGUCAGGUUCCUGUUGUCACGAUCACGUUCCAACCCGACAUUGGCAGCGUAGAGUUGGUUGAGGGCUCCACGGUGGUCUUGAACUGCGAGACCAAAGGAAGUCCAACACCGCUGGUUAGCUGGGAGGUCAUUGCAGGGAAUCAGAACUUCCUGUUCCCUUUGCCCUCCACGAGCGAAGCCCACGACCUGCCAAUCAACGAUAAGACCACCAACAGUCACUUCCUGGUUUUUCAAAAUGGCACCCUGGUCGUCCCUCGCCUGACUAAAAAGGAAGACGGGAAUUACACCUGCCUGGCGAUGAACGAUCUGGGCAAGGCCGAGAGCACGGUCAAACUGUCCCCGGCGGCGAACAAAAAACACGUGGCAGUGGAUUCCACUGUGGACAAGAUCCGCCCAUCCUACAACAAGCCCACUCAGCCCAAGAACUCCAAAAACAACGUGAUCAACUGGACCAAGGACAGGACCAAGAUCAUGCCAGACGGUCCCUCAGACAAAGAAGACGGCACCCACAAGGAGUGGGUUUCCAAAGACCCCGUGUUUACCAGCAAGUGUGGCGUGCGAGACGGCAGCGAAUACGUUUCCAACCACGCCUUUAACAUGAGCCUGGACGACCUCAAGCAGUACACCUUCGAUUUUGGCGUCAUCGCCCUGGAGGUGUCGGAGACGGAGGCCAGGGUCAAGCUGAACCCGCUGCAGCUCGCCCGCAGCAAAUCCAACCUUCACCUGAGCCAAAGUGACAUCGCCGACACGGUGGUGAGAGAGCCCGUCGGUCUGUACAAGUCGGCCUCGGAGAAAGCCGGUCCGGAUAUGCUCUACAUCUGCGUGGACACAGGAAACGGACACUCCCUCAUCAAGUGGUCUAACAUCGAAGAAGGGGUCAACUCCUAUCACUUCACCGGAUUACACCCUGGCACCAACUACACUCUUUGUCUCACGUACGGGGGACAAGACUGUCAAGUCCAAGUGGUCUUCACAACCAGGAAGAAGAUCCCCUCUCUUCUCAUUAUCGUGGUGGUGAGCAUUUUCCUCCUGGGCCUGGCCACGGUGCCCCUCCUGGGGGCCACCUGCUGCCACCUUCUCUACAAAUACCAAGGGAAGACCUAUAAACUCAUCAUGAAAGCGCACAAUCCCGACCAGAUGGAGAAGCAAAUGACCGGAGACUUCGAUCGGAGGACGUCCUUCGUGGAAUCCGAGAAGACCUUCAACCCCAGCGAAAUGGGCGAGGAAGGUGGAGAGCCUCCCGAGGGAGAGGGUGAAGCCGAGGGCAGCUUGGCGACGGAAUCCCUCCCCGGGUCUUCAUCCAAGACCAACCAGGAGGAGUUCGAGGUGGGCUCUGAGUACAGUGACAGACUCCCGCUGGGAGCGGAGGCCGUCAACAUUUCCGAGGAGAUCAACGGAAACUACAAGCAGCCAAGCCGCUGAGAGCCUUGUAAGAUCCCCCUUCCUUUUAAUCCACAAAUACUUAUUUUAUUUUCCUUUAUUUUUAACCUCAGAAAAAAAACCUCGCCUGUCACUGAGAGUGUAAGAGUCUCUUGUAAUUUUAAACAACGUCUUUACGCACCAAAAGAGGCGCUAAUUCAACUGCGCAGAACAGCGACUGGAUUAAAAAUUCGGCAAUUUCUCUGCCGGUUUUUCCCAACGUUUACUAAACAGCGGCACAUAUUUUACAUUCGAAAAAUGUCACGGCACAAACGAUACAGUCACAAAGCGUAGCGUUCGACGGAUUCACAUUAAAAAAAAAAAAAAGCUGUCACGGCGUGUCGCUGGCACAGUUAGAUAAACAAAUGUAUAUUACCGUGAAUAGAUAAAUACAUCGGAUCAAUUAUGCGAUAUGUGACGCGGCAUAGUGGUUGGGAAUCACUGUUUUCGAGCACAAACAAAUGCAAAAAAACAAAAAAAAAGCCAAAUUAAGUGCAUUGUCUCCGUAGGGAUCAAUCUUUUACAGACAUUUUUAAUUAUCCGGUUGAAAAAGAAAGGCUCAGGUAAUAUUGCCGCACGGGUGCGAAACAUCAUGUCAAAAAAAAAAAAAUCCGCCACACGGCUCCGAGGAGACUUUACUCUGGAUUUUUAAUCUUUCAAAUGUUUACCUAUUUACAUCUCAUCCUACGCGACGUGAUGCUUUAAAUGUGCGAUUGAUCAAGCGAGCCAUCUAUAUCAUCCAUGGCAUGAUGCUGUUUUAUUACUCGUGUGCUUUUUUUCUAAUACCCGUGUAGUCCUCCUAGAUGACUUUAUAUUUUGAUGUUAGAUGCUGUCAAUCUGUACUGUGAACCAUGUACAUUUUUAAUGUUCGGGUGAGUUUCUAUGAAGCCCACAAAACAAAAGGACGCACGAGAGCGUCCGUCGGCUUCUUUGUUCUUGUACUUUAAUGCCGAGUGAUUUUUUUUUUUUUUUGGUGAAA